AUGCAGGCCUCAACACCAGCAAUGUCUACCAAGCGUGUACGCGCUGAAACUGUGACGAAUGGCCGCGACAUUUUCAACGAAGCGCUCGAUACUUCGGCGCGGUCCCUAGUACAAGAUCCCAACGAUAUGACAACGGCUCCAGGACAUCAGCCUGGUGGUCUCGAGGAGCCGGAGACCCAAUCUGUACCCAUUCCUGUUCAGUGGGAAGAGCCACCGCGCGUGCCCAUCGGUGAACUACCCGGCUUGAACCUGUAUUCCACUCAGAGUGUUGUGGGCCACUCGGAGGGCGAAGACGACAGCCUUCUCACGCCUCUUACCCCCCUAUGGAACAUCUUCCCCCCUUCUCAACCGGGAAAUGGGUCAGCCACCACCAACCGUCUGCUAUAUAACCAAUACAAGCUCCCAGACGAGCCGACGGAGAAGCUCAAGGUACUCCGCCCGGACUUUCGCUCCCAACCACUCAUCGCUGAGCGCGAAGCCACGCCCGAUGAGGUUCGGGGCGUCGUCCGCAUGGUCUCCGAACAAUUACUACGGACAUUUCCCCGUGUCGGGAGCCCCUAUAAUACCGACAAGGAAGCCUUGGACGCAGAGCACGCUCUUACUACACCCUGGGCUUUCUACCACACUCUCUUUCGCCCUCAGCUGGUUCAGAGUCUCAACAGGGCGACGUCCGACACCGGCAAGCCGGAUAGUAUCUCCGGGUUUUGGCAACCUUCGAAGUGGACGGCUUUAUGGGCUCUAUGCGAAGAGCAAGAGUAUCCUCAACGCCAGAAGUUCUGGCAAUCGUUGUACAACACAUUUGUAUCUAUGGUAAACUCACCCCAACAUGGAGGUGCCACCUCGGUCCGCGCGGCUGUGCAGUCUGCCAAGGCCCGUCAGUCUACAUUGAAGCAAUUCCGCCUUGCAGGUCAGAUGGCGGCAGCAAAAGCGCACUACGUUCCCUGUCACAAAGCCUCGAUGAGCAACAACGAUAAGCGCUUCAUAGCAGAGAGUGAGGAUAUCAAGCGUCUGGCCAUCGAUUCUGGAGCCCUCAAUUCAUCGGAGAUCUUAUUGGUCGAUGAGACGUGGCAGCGCAUUGUCAAGCCGCCGCCUGAAGCUGGUCUUCAAGCUGUGAUACUAUAUGAUGCUGCGUCUGUGAAGGGUAACAUCAUCAAGCAAGGCAACAUUAUCGGUGGCGCAUUGUAUAACGCCGACAUGCUCACCUCGCAGGCAUCUGAAGUAUCACAACAGAUGUUGGCCCUCGAGAUGGCUCAGCUGGUGCAACACCUGCAGUGA
This is a messenger RNA of Peniophora sp. CBMAI 1063, 1275 nucleotides long. The record is from the annotation of a GenBank genome assembly. Lineage: Eukaryota; Fungi; Basidiomycota; Agaricomycetes; Russulales; Peniophoraceae.